CACCCGCCUGAAGCAUAAAUGCCGAAGACGCAGUGCAGUUUCCUGGUUGACGGUGAAAAUAAGCUUCCAAAAAGCCAUAGAAAUUGUAAUUUCAUUGAUGUUGCGCCAUUGAUGUAACGAAUGCCAAACUCACUAUAAAAUUGAAGUAGACGAAGACAUAAUAAUUCUCAUAAUUCUCCUCUCAUAAUCCUUGACAUCACACAUUAUUUUUCAUCUCUUUACAGUUUACAAAUGGGUUCUGUGGUCAAGGAGGUUGCUUCAGAGCUUCUUCCUUUUCUUCGGGUUUACAAGGAUGGCUCGGUUGAGCGGCUAAGUGGCUCUCCGAUUGUUCCAUCGUCACCUGAAGACUCAGUAACUGAGGUCUCAUUCAAAGACAUCACCAUUUCUGAGAACCCCCGUAUCUCAGCUAGAGUUUACCUUCCAAAAUUAACCCAACCUGAUAAAAAACUCCCCGUUUUGGUCUAUAAUCAUGGCGGUGGCUUCUGCUUUGAAUCCGCUUUCUCUUUAGUCGAGACGAAGUUAAUGAACAGCUUGGUUUCUGAAGCUAAAAUUGUUGCGGUUUCAGUAGAGUACAGACUAGCUCCUGAAGUUUCUAUUCCUGUUGUUUAUGAAGAUUGCUGGACAGCGCUGAAAUGGGUUGCAUCACACUCGGCUGAUAAUAAUGGCAACAACAAAGAGCCGUGGCUACAAACUUAUGGAGAUUUCGAUCGAGUUUUCAUCGGCGGAGAUAGUGCAGGAGCCAACAUUGUGCAUAAUAUACUCAUUCGUGCUGGCCAGGAAAGUCUGCCUGGCGGUGUAAAGAUUUUCGGAGCUUUUCUUACUCACCCAUACUUCUGGGGUUCAAAGCCAAUUGGGUCAGAGAUUGGGGGUCCAGAACGUGAGAAGCUUGCGCCUCAUGCGGUUUGGAACUAUUUAUAUCCAAUGGCGCCCGGUGGCGUUGACAAUCCGAUGAUAAAUAUUGUUGCCCCGGAAGCGCCAAGCUUGGCUCAACUUGGGUGUCGUCGGUUGCUGGUGAGUGUGGCGGAACUGGAUGUGCUGAGGGAUAGAGGUGUUUUAUACCAUAAUGCUGUGAAGGAAAGUGGGUGGAAAGGAGAGGUGGAGCUUGUUGAAGUUGUGGGAGAAGACCAUGCCUUCCAUAUCUUGAAAUACGAGACUGAAAAUGCUACGAAAUUGAUCAGACUCUUGGCUUCGUUUCUUCUGAAGCUGUAGAAUCUAUGCAUCAUGUCAACGAAAAUAGAAUAAAGAGAGGUUUAGAGUUCAUGAAAUACCACAUAUCGAUCUUCUUCUCUUUCAUAAAAUUUACUCCUGGUGUCUAAGCUUUCAGAACAGAAAUAAUUCAAGUCGUCUGAUUUGUAAUACAGUCUAAUUUCUUUCUUAUUUUCGUUUUUGGCAUAUUUUCCAUCUUUCCACAUAAAAGUUCAGGUUAAUGAAAAUAUCGAAUAAGCAAAUCCGGCGUUCUGCAGUCAUGCUGGCAGUAGCUACAUUUCCAGGAAAUUCAUUUAUGAGAAUUUUAAGCUUAUGCA
This is a messenger RNA of Mangifera indica (mango), 1523 nucleotides long. RefSeq names its product 2-hydroxyisoflavanone dehydratase-like. The record is from RefSeq and is a predicted model, not a curated record. Bases 232 to 1209 code for a protein of 325 amino acids. NCBI's taxonomy places the organism in Eukaryota, Viridiplantae, Streptophyta, Magnoliopsida, Sapindales, Anacardiaceae. The transcript has a single exon. Gene Ontology annotation, molecular function: hydrolase activity.